Messenger RNA from Acanthisitta chloris (rifleman), 2353 nucleotides. RefSeq names its product periostin, osteoblast specific factor (gene POSTN). The transcript is spliced from 21 exons. NCBI's taxonomy places the organism in Eukaryota, Metazoa, Chordata, Aves, Passeriformes, Acanthisittidae. The record is from RefSeq and is a predicted model, not a curated record. Bases 25 to 2283 code for a protein of 752 amino acids.
UUAUAUGAGUGCUGUCCUGGCUAUAUGAAGAUGGACGGUACAAGAGGAUGUCCUGCAGUUGCUCCUAUUGAUCAUGUAUAUGGUACGCUUGGUAUUGUGGGAGCUACCUCCACACAGCAGUAUUCUGAUAUAUCAAAGCUGAGACAGGAGAUUGAGGGACGAGGGUCAUUCACUUUCUUUGCACCAAGCAACGAAGCCUGGGAACAAUUAAAUUCAGAAAUUCACAGGAAUUUGAUUGACAAUGUAAAUAUUGAACUGUAUAAUGCUCUCCACCACCACAUGGUAAACAAGCGGAUGCUAACAAAAGAUCUUAAGAAUGGCAUGACUUUGGUGUCUAUGUAUAAUGGCCAGAAAUUGCUUAUUAACCAUUAUCCUAAUGGGGUUGUUACCGUUAACUGUGCCAGGAUCAUCCAUGGCAAUCAGAUUGCUACCAAUGGUGUUGUUCAUGUCAUCGAUCGUGUCCUGACUGCUGUUGGAAAUACCAUUCAAGAUUUCAUUGAAGCUGAGGAUGACCUUUCAUCUUUCAGAGCUGCUGCCAUUACAUCAGAUGUCUUGGAUAUUCUCGGAAGGCCUGGUUAUUAUACACUCUUUGCUCCUACUAAUGAAGCAUUUGUGAAACUUCCAAGGGGAGUCUUAGAAAGGAUCAUGGGUGACAAGGUGUCUUCUGAAGCUCUCGUGAAGUUCCAUAUAUUAAAUACUCUCCAGUGCUCUGAGGCCAUCACAGGUGGAGCUGUCUAUGAAACAUUGGAAGGAAACACUGUUGAAGUUGGUUGUGAUGGUGAAAGUCUGACUGUGAAUGGAGUGAAAAUGGUGAAACGCAAAGAUAUUGUGACAAGCAAUGGCGUUAUCCAUCUCAUUGAUCAAGUGCUAAUUCCUGAUUCUGCCAAGCAAGUCAUUGAGCUUGGGGGUGCCCAGCAGACUACUUUUACUGACCUGGUGGCACAGCUAGGUCUGGCAUCUUAUCUAAGACCAGAAGGCCAAUACACUCUCCUGGCACCUCUAAAUGGUGCUUUCUCAGAUGACACCUUAAGGCUGGAUCAACGUCUUCUUUUAAGAAUCCUGCAGAAUCACAUUAUAAAAGUGAAAGUUGGGCUUAAUGAACUGUACAAUGGACAACAGCUGGAGACAAUUGGAGGAAAACUACUUAGAGUCUUUGUGUAUCGCACAGCUGUAUGUAUUGAAAAUUCGUGCAUGGUCAGAGGAAGUAAAGAAGGAAGGAAUGGUUUUAUUCACAUUUUCAGACAGAUCAUCAAUCCAGCAGAAAAGACUUUGCAUGAAAUGCUGAGAGACGAUAAACGUUUUAGCAUUUUCCUCAGUCUGGUGAAAGCUGCAGAUCUAGAUGAUGUUCUGUCAUGGCCUGGAGAAUGGACUCUGUUUGUUCCAACUAAUGAUGCCUUUAAGGGAUUUACUGACGACGAUAAGGAUAUAUUGAUAAGAGACAAAAAUGCUCUCAGGAAUAUUCUUCUUUACCACUUGACACAAGGGGUUUUCAUUGGAAGUGGCUUUGAGCCUGGUGUGACAAAUAUUCUUAAAACUAUCCAAGGAGGGAAACUCUACUUGAAAACAGUGAAUGAUACUCUUCUAGUUAAUGAACUGAAAUCAAGAGAAUCUGAUCUCAUGGCAACAAAUGGUGUCAUUCAUGUCAUUGACAAACUCCUAUAUCCAGCAGAUCUGCCUGUUGGAAAUCAUCAGUUGCUCACAAUCCUGAAGAAGUUGAUUAAGUACAUUCAAAUUAAGUUUGUUCGUGACAGUACCUUCAAAGAGAUUCCACUGACAUUUUACAACCCGUCUAUCACACAGAUCACUAAAUUAAUUGAAGGGGAGCCUGAGUUCAAAAUAGUCAGGGAAGGGGAGACAAUAACUAAAGUGAUUCAUGGAGACCCAAUUAUUAAAACAUACACCAAAAUCAUUGAUGGACAACCUGUGGAAGUAACAGAAGAAAGAAUUAUUCAAGGUCCUGAAAUAAAAUAUGCCAAAAUUACUGCAGGUGGUUCAGACAAUGAAGAGAAGUUAAAGAAAUUGCUUGAAGAAGAGGUUACCAAGGUGACCAAAUUUAUUGAAGGUGAUGGUCAUUUGCUGGAAGAUGAAGAAAUCAAAAGACUUCUGCAGGGAGCUGGAACUGAGUACACCAAGGUUACUAAAGUAAUUGAGGGAGAGCCACAGAUUAUCGAGAGAGAAAUCAAGAGAGUCCAUCUGGAAGACGCACCUGUACGGAAAGCACAACCAACCAGGAGGGCACAAGGGGGAACAGCAAGAAGAAGGACAAGACUAGCUCAUUCCUAAAGGCUAUUCAAGAUAGAAUCCACAGAAUUACAAAUUAACAACAUGGUCUCUGAGAGGAAGAAGAACUGUG